Helianthus annuus (common sunflower) is the source of this 2607-nucleotide messenger RNA. Its product is annotated as toMV susceptible protein tm-1(GCR26). The record is from RefSeq and is a predicted model, not a curated record. Gene Ontology annotation, molecular function: catalytic activity. NCBI's taxonomy places the organism in Eukaryota, Viridiplantae, Streptophyta, Magnoliopsida, Asterales, Asteraceae. Bases 225 to 2471 code for a protein of 748 amino acids. The transcript is spliced from 7 exons.
UCAUAGGGUCAUAGCCUUCCAGAUCUUUCCAAAUCCAAAGCACUCUCACAUGUACAGUAAUUGUAACUGUAGUAGGUACAGAGUAAGCUUUCACCGACUGCCGUUGCAUCUGCACUGAUUCUUGAAAUCACACCUACAAUUCUGCUUAUCCUUCCUAUACCCACAACUGCUCUGUGUUGAAUUUCAUUCACAAACCCUCAAUUCCACUAUCUCAACUUUACAUCAUGGGAAAUCUCAAAGAUUUUCUUCAAGUUUUCUGCAUUGCCACUGCAGAUACAAAGCAUGAAGAGUUGCUAUUUCUCUCCGAAUCAGUUCGAUCCAAUCUCACAACCUUUUCCCCUUCUUCUUCCUCCUCAAAGGUGCAAGUUGUAGUUGUAGAUGUAUCAGUUGGAUCAAAUGAGAUAAACAGCUUCAAAGAUUUCAAGUUUGUGUCAAGAAAAGAACUUCUGUCUACGUACUCUGAAUCUGAAAAUAAACCAGAAAUUCAAAUACCGGAAGCUAGAGGUGAGGCCCUUGGAGUCAUGAAUAAAGCACUCACUCUUUACAUUAAAAAAGCACACGAGCGUGGUGUCAUUGCUGGCGUUAUCGGGCUAGGUGGCAGUGGAGGGACCUCUAUAUUAUCACCUGCUUUUAAAUCUUUGCCCCUUGGUGUACCCAAGAUCAUCAUAUCAACUGUAGCCAGUGGUCAAACCGAACCUUAUAUCGGGACAUCUGAUUUGGUUUUGUUUCCAUCAGUUGUGGAUAUUUGCGGGAUUAAUAAUGUGAGCAGAGUUAUUUUGUCUAAUGCCGGUGCGGCCUUUUCUGGGAUGGUUUCUGGACGACUCAUGAGUUUAAAAGAAUCUGUAAAUUCCGGUAGUGAAAAAUGUACGGUUGGUUUAACCAUGUUCGGGGUUACAACGCCUUGUGUAAAUGCGGUAAAAGAAAGAUUGAAUAAAGAAGGUUAUGAAACUCUGGUUUUUCAUGCGACUGGAGUUGGUGGUAGAGCUAUGGAGGAUCUUGUUAGAGGAGGGUUUAUACAGGGCGUUUUGGACAUUACAACAACCGAGGUAGCUGAUCACAUAGUUGGAGGUGUUAUGGCUUGUGAUGAAUCGCGCUUUGAUGCGAUAAUAGAAAAGAAGAUCCCUUUUGUUCUCAGUGUGGGAGCUUUAGACAUGGUGAAUUUUGGUGCCAAAAAUACAAUACCUGCCGAAUUUCAGCAGAGAAAAAUAUUUGAGCACAAUGAACAGGUGUCGUUAAUGCGAACAACGGUUGAGGAAAACAAGAAAUUUGCUGCUUUUAUAGCUAAAAAAUUAAACAAAUCAUCAUCAAAGAUACGCGUUUGCCUACCAGAAAUCGGCAUUUCCGCUCUAGAUGCACCUGGAAAGCCAUUUUACGAUACAAACGCUACUGGUACUCUUAUCGAAGAACUAAAAAGACUCAUCGAGACUACAGAUGAUAGGAAGGUGAAGGUUUAUCAAUAUCACAUCAACGACACCGAGUUUGCAAAGGCUUUGGUCGAUUCAUUCUUGGAAAUACAUAAAAAACCAAACAGUUCUACACAGAAACCGAGGGUUGUUGAGCCCGAUGCUUUAAGUACACCCGCCAAGACUUGUAGAACAAUUCCUUAUAACCUAACAAACUUCCCCGAUGCAAAACCAGAGACAUUACAACGAACGCAGGGCGUGCUAGAGAUGUUGAGAGACCAAAUAAGGCAAGGGAAACCGAUAAUAGGGGCUGGUGCAGGGACCGGGAUAUCCGCCAAAUUUGAGGAAGCAGGCGGUGUUGAUCUGAUUGUAUUGUACAACUCAGGGCGGUUUAGGAUGGCGGGGAGAGGUUCGUUAGCGGGGUUGUUACCGUUUGCCGAUGCAAAUGCUAUUGUGGUUGAAAUGGCUAAUGAAGUACUGCCAGUAGUGAAAGAAGUAGCUGUUCUUGCUGGAGUAUGUGGGACCGACCCUUUUCGCCGAAUGGAUCACUUUUUAAAACAGUUGGAAUCGAUUGGAUUUUGUGGGGUCCAAAACUUCCCAACCGUUGGCUUGUUCGAUGGCAAUUUCAGGCAAAAUCUUGAAGAAACUGGGAUGGGAUACGGUUUGGAGGUAGAGAUGAUAAAGAAAGCUCAUAAAAUGGGGCUAUUAACAACACCAUAUGCUUUCAAUGAAGACGAAGCCGUUGAAAUGACAAAAGUGGGUGCGGAUAUCAUUGUAGCGCAUAUGGGGCUGACUACAUCCGGUUCAAUUGGAGCAAAGACUGCUGUGACAUUAGAACAAAGUGUAAGUCGCGUACAAGCUAUUGCGGAUGCAGCUCAUAAGAUCAAUCCAGAUGCAAUUGUGCUUUGCCAUGGAGGUCCUAUAUCUGGUCCAAUGGAAGCGGAGUUUGUAUUGAAGAACACUAAUGGAGUACAUGGGUUUUAUGGUGCGUCGAGUCUGGAAAGAUUACCCGUUGAACAAGCUAUCAAAGGGACCGUUCAACAAUACAAGGCGAUAACUCUACUGUGAUGUGUUAUUACUUCUGUUUGCUUGUAUGUAUGUAUGUUUACAGGUUUUUGAAACUUGUAAUAAGCAAGGGUUUAUUUGCCCUCAUCAAACUUAAGGGUUUGUUGGUUCAAAAGAGUAUGAUGAUACUUCUGUCAAA